AUGGCCGACGCAGUGGCGCAAACCAUCGACGCAGCUCCCCAAGCCGGUCAGCAUAUAUCCCACGAAGGCAAAGAAUAUACCACCAUCAAGGAAGGCCUGGCGCAUAUUCUUGUCCCACAUGGCGUACCCACCUCGACCGAUCCAAAACUGUCCAAGGAAGAGACCCAGAAGCAACAGGUCUUUUACAACCCCAUUCAACAGUUCAAUCGUGAUUUGAGCGUUUUGGCCAUCAAGACAUUUGGUGAGGAUUCUAUACGGCGGAAAUUGAACAAGCAUGAACAGUUCAGGAAAAAGAACGAGCGCAAGAAACAGCGCGCCCAAGCGAGUCGGGCAGCAGGAGAUGCGGCGGAACCUAAUACUACGGGUCCUUCCAAGAAGCAGAAAACCGCCCCAAACGGGAGCGAGGAAGAAGUGGAGAGCGGAGAAAAAACAUCCUGGAAACCACCCUUUAGUAUCCUGGACGCACUAUCUGCUACCGGUCUACGUGCUCUCCGAUACGCCAAGGAGAUUCCCUUCGCAACCGCUGUCACUGCCAACGAUAUGUCUCCCAAGGCGGUAGAGUCGAUCAAGCUCAACGUCAAGCACAAUAAGCUGGAGGACACCAUUACGGCAAAUACAGGCAACGCUAUAGCCUACAUGUACAGCUUCUGCGACAAAAAGGGCUACGAUGUCAUUGACCUUGAUCCAUAUGGCACUGCCGCUCCUUUUAUCGAUGCCGCUAUUCAAGCCGUCAACGACGAUGGACUGCUCUGCGUCACCUGUACCGAUUCGGCCAUAUUUGCGUCACAUGGAUACCUGGAAAAGACUUACUCGCAGUAUGGCGGCCUGCCCUUCAAGGGCGAGCCAUGCCACGAGGGUGGACUGCGCUUGAUCUUACAUGCCAUAGCAUCCUCAGCUGGCCGCUAUGGCAUGGCUGUUGAGCCUUUACUGUCCCUCUCCAUCGACUAUUACAUUCGAGUCUUUGUGCGAGUGCGAAAAGCGCCCAAUGACGUAAAGCUACUCGCUGGCAAGACGAUGCUCGUAUACCACUGUGAAAGCGGUUGUGGCGCAUGGUCUACACAGUUUCUGGCACGGAACAAGGUCACCAAGAACAAAAACGGCGACCCGAUGUAUAAACAUGGCUUUGCACAGGGACCCUCCGCGGAUCAGCAUUGCGAGCAUUGCGGACACAAGACCCACCUCUCGGGACCAAUGUACGGUGGCCCGCUGCACAACGUUGGCUUCAUCGAAAGAGUACUAGCGCAGCUCAAUGAGGCCGACCGGCAGACGUACCCGACAAUGGAUCGCAUAGAGGGCAUGUUGCACACGGCGUUGGAGGAAAUCACGUUUGGAGCAAAGCUAGAAAAGUCGAAUGGUGCACAAAAGACUGAGGUUCUGGAUCCCCUUAUUCCCAAGGCCGAUCCUGCAGAAAUAGAUCACCAUCCCUUCUUUUUCAUACCCAGCGCAGUUGCCAAGGUGGUUCAUUGUUCCGCUCCGCCGUUAGCAGCACUACGGGGAGCGCUACGACAUGCAGGGUUUAGGGUGACGAUGAGCCAUUGCAAGCCAGGAUCGAUCAAGACGGAUGCGUCGUGGAAAGACAUUUGGCACGUAAUGCUUGAAUGGGUGCGGCAACGAGCACCGCUCAAAAACCCAAUCAAGACAGGAAGCCCGGGACAUGCCAUUAUGGAAAAGGCCAGUGGAACCGGCUAUACCAGAAGCAUCCCUCCAGAGUCAGCGCCUGCCGACUCGGCGCCAACAGCGCAAGAAGAUGCCGAGAUGGCCGAUGGUGGCCCAGAGACAAACGGGGCCACGCAGCUGCCAGCUUACCUCGAGACCAAGUUCGAAGUCAAUUUUGACGAAAAGCUGGGUAGGGAUCAUGACCGGGGAAAGUACGUCCGCUACCAGCUUGCUCCACGCGAAAACUGGGGCCCAAUGGCACGCGCAAAGUGA
Molecule: messenger RNA, 1929 nt
Organism: Bipolaris oryzae ATCC 44560
Lineage: Eukaryota; Fungi; Ascomycota; Dothideomycetes; Pleosporales; Pleosporaceae
Exons: 2
Coding region: 1-1929 (642 amino acids)
Biological process (GO): tRNA N2-guanine methylation
Cellular component (GO): nucleus
Molecular function (GO): RNA binding
Source: RefSeq, a predicted model, not a curated record